GUCUCUCGGCGCACAUUUUCCUUCCGCGGUUUUGUGAAACGCAAAUCUAACGAGCAACAUUGUCGGCGUUUAGAAAAGAAAGAUAAAAUGAGCAAAGCACACCCACCCGAGCUGAAGAAGUUCAUGGACAAGAAGCUUUCACUGAAGCUCAAUGGAGGAAGACAUGUGCAGGGCAUCCUGCGAGGGUUUGACCCCUUUAUGAACCUGGUGGUGGAUGACUCUCUGGAGAUAGGCCCUGGAGGACAACAGAACAGCAUCGGCAUGGUGGUCAUUAGAGGAAACAGCAUCAUCAUGUUGGAGGCCUUGGAGAGAGUAUGAGAGAAGAGGAGGCGGCUGCACGUGGAGAAGAGAAUGAUCCACACCUUUUUACAUUCUGUCAUUCUUUUUAGUUUGUUUGAAAGCGGCAAAGCAGUUGUGUGUCUUUGAAUUGUAAUAGGUCUUCAUUUGAUUUCCAUUGACAGGGAUGUUUGGACAUGUUUUGAAUCGUGUGAUCUUGUGAAUAAAUGAGUUUCUCUUUGUA
Messenger RNA from Chelmon rostratus (copperband butterflyfish), 520 nucleotides. RefSeq names its product small nuclear ribonucleoprotein polypeptide G (gene snrpg). The record is from RefSeq and is a predicted model, not a curated record. Gene Ontology annotation, biological process: mRNA splicing, via spliceosome; spliceosomal snRNP assembly. Gene Ontology annotation, molecular function: RNA binding. Lineage: Eukaryota; Metazoa; Chordata; Actinopteri; Chaetodontiformes; Chaetodontidae. The coding region runs from base 88 to 318 and encodes 76 amino acids. Gene Ontology annotation, cellular component: U5 snRNP; P granule; spliceosomal tri-snRNP complex. The transcript is spliced from 4 exons.